Messenger RNA from Syngnathoides biaculeatus (alligator pipefish), 432 nucleotides. RefSeq names its product NADH dehydrogenase [ubiquinone] 1 beta subcomplex subunit 1-like. The coding region runs from base 146 to 322 and encodes 58 amino acids. The record is from RefSeq and is a predicted model, not a curated record. Gene Ontology annotation, cellular component: mitochondrion. The transcript has 3 exons. NCBI's taxonomy places the organism in Eukaryota, Metazoa, Chordata, Actinopteri, Syngnathiformes, Syngnathidae.
CACAGUCCAAAAGGAAGCGGAACUCGUCCACCUGGAGAAGGUAGCAGAGGGCAGACUCCUCCUGAACUCCUGACAAAGCUGUCAGCUUGAUAAUGGACGUCAUCGUGGCUCAUUCACUUCUCUUCACGCUGUAGGAAAAGCAAACAUGGUCAACUUUGUAGCAUUCGCCCGUGAUCACUGGGUGAACGUGCUGGUGCCCAUGGGUUUUGUGAUCGGAUGGUACCUUGACAAACAACAGGACCAGAAGCUGACCGCUUUCAGGAACAAAAGCGUUCUAUACAGAAGGGAGCUGAAGCCUGGCGAGGAGGUGACUUGGAGGUAGACUUCUCAGUAACUGAUGGGUGGUCUUCAAAUAAGAAUAUUUAAGAAGACUCAUGUUGUCUUUACUUUUUAGUUGUAUCAACCAACAAUAAAUGUACUUUCUGAUCAAAC